AUGGCCUCAGCGGCGCAGCAGUUCGAGCACCCUAUCAUCGGAACAGUAAAGGGAAUUGCCUCGGACGGUGUUAUCCAAUUCUUGGGCGUUAAAUACGCAAGCCUAGACCACUGGUUCGACAAUGCCAAGCUUAUUCAAUACGAUGGCAAUGGUUUGAAUGCAACACGUCACGGCCCGCAAGUCGUCUCAGAUCCUGAGGGGGUCAACCGGGAACACCUGAUCAUCCAGAAAGCGAUCCCAGUGACCGAGUUCCCUGGGCUAUCAAGCACCGAAUGUCUCAAUUUGAACCUCACAGUGCCCCUUGAGGCCAAACACUCCCAACCGUUACCCGUGCUGGUCUUUAUCCAUGGCGGAGGGUUCGCUACUGGCUCGAAUUGGUGGCCACAAUAUGACAUGAAGCGUUUAGUCCAACUGGCAAGCGAACGGGAAAAGCCCAUAAUUGCCGCUGCCAUCAGCUAUCGCGUGGGUGCGCCUGGGUUUCUUACCUCCGAGGAGCUCCAAAAGGAAGGGUUCAAGAGUAACCACGGCCACCAUGACCAGAGAAUUGCUCUUAAAUGGAUCAAAGAGUAUAUUGCUGGCUUCGGUGGCGAUCCUCAGCAGGUAACGGUGGCCGGUGAAAGUGCUGGUGGCAGCUCGACGACUCGGUUACUCUACUCGAACGAGACACUGGCGACCCAAAUCAUCGUUUUGGGGGGCUGCCCUCCAAAUCUUGCGCCGCUGGGCGCGGCAGUUGCUGAGCAAUCCUAUCAUGCCGUGAUCAACGCUUUCGGACUCGAAGACCUGCCAUCGAGUGAACGCAUCAAGGCAUUGUCUGAGGUGUCCCCAAAGGACCUCCUUGCGAAGCUUGGAGGGGCCGGGCCGUUUCUACCUGUCUUGGACGGAGAUACGGUGCCCUUUACACCGACUUUCGAAACGUCCAGAGCGAAAAAGAUGAUUCCCAGCGGGACGUCUUGCCGAGCCAUGAUGAUCGGCUACGCGCCGUUAGAUGCGAGCAUUUUCGGCUUCGUGGGUCUCCUGCGCAAGAAAGAACGCAUUGCCACCAAGUUCAUCGAGUCCAUCAGCUCGUCACUAUCGCAACACCCCGAUGCGACAACGCGGAUUCUGCACGCCUACGAGAUCAGCGAGGCUGCGGGCGACGACGAAUCCCUCAUCCGUAUCCUGCAAUUCGCCUCGGAUCUUGUUUUUCGCGCCUCGGCAGAGUUGUAUGCGAAGAGCUUCCACGGCGACUCCUACUUGUUGGAAUUUGCGGAGCGCAACCCUUGGGAUGGUGUGUUCAAAGGCCACAGUACCCACGUGCUUGACGUGGCAUUCCUCUUCCAAAACUACAACGAGCACCUCGGCGAAGAGCAGAGGCAAACUGCCGAAGCAUUUGCCGCUGAUGUGAUAGACUUUGUUCAUGGUGAGGCUCCUUGGAGGCGGCUCCAAGAUACCGCCGGGCGCAUGAUCUAUGAACAUGGGACGAGAACUUACAGGGAAGACGGGGCCGGCUCCGGCAAAUAUGACCAUGUUCUUAGCCUGGGCGAAGAGAUUGGUCUGGAUUCUCUACUAAAAGCUUGGGAGACGUUUCUGUUCUCUCCAUGA
Messenger RNA from Colletotrichum navitas, 1581 nucleotides. Its product is annotated as Alpha/Beta hydrolase protein. Lineage: Eukaryota; Fungi; Ascomycota; Sordariomycetes; Glomerellales; Glomerellaceae. The transcript is spliced from 5 exons. The record is from RefSeq and is a predicted model, not a curated record. Bases 1 to 1581 code for a protein of 526 amino acids.